Messenger RNA from Cylicocyclus nassatus, 1039 nucleotides. NCBI's taxonomy places the organism in Eukaryota, Metazoa, Nematoda, Chromadorea, Rhabditida, Strongylidae. The record is from the annotation of a GenBank genome assembly.
AUGGCGGCCGCUGGAGCACAGCAACCAGCCCAGGGAACUGAUCAGAAUUUUGAUUAUAUGUUCAAGUUGCUAAUCAUCGGCAAUUCGUCCGUUGGAAAAACAUCGUUUUUAUUUCGUUACUGCGACGAUUCAUUCACAUCGGCAUUCGUAUCAACAGUAGGAAUCGAUUUUAAGGUCAAAACAGUUUUUCGAGGCGACAAACGUGUGAAGCUACAAAUAUGGGAUACCGCCGGACAAGAACGUUACCGUACCAUUACCACUGCCUACUAUCGAGGUGCUAUGGGAUUCAUAUUGAUGUAUGACAUCACCAAUGAAGAAUCUUUCAACAGUGUUCAAGAUUGGUGCACUCAAAUCAAGACAUACUCGUGGGAGAAUGCCCAAGUAGUCCUAGUCGGUAACAAAUGUGAUAUGGAUGGCGAACGAGUUGUAUCCUUGGAAAGGGGAAGACAACUAGCAGAUCAGCUAGGUCUUGAGUUCUUCGAGACAUCCGCGAAAGAAAACAUAAAUGUGAAAGCUGUAUUCGAAAAAUUGGUUGAGAUUAUCUGCGACAAAAUGGCAGAAAGUUUGGAUAAGGACCCACAGCAGCAACCGAAAGGUCAGAGGUUGGACGCGACCACUAAUCAAAAGCCACCGACACAGCAAUGCAACUGCUAGAUCUUUUCUGCGGCCAUACAUAGCUUUAUCUCCAAAAUAUUGCAUAAUUAGACCAUUCACAGUUGUUACUCAGAAUCUUCUCUUUUUUUGUGAACUCACCAUUCAAGCAGAUCCGCACUGUACAGCCCUUUAGCUUAUCAUGGCUGAAUGCUAAUUAUGUUUUGUCUCGUCAUUUUCAAGUUUUUCAGUCAUCACUCCUUCAUGCAUUUCCUCUUUUAGGAGCUGAAAUUCUCAUAAAAUACGUUUACCAUAAGUUGCUACUGGCUUUUUUGCCUCUUUUCCAUCUGCGAAUCGCUCGCUUUCUUUAUGUUCAUUACCUUUUUUAUUUAUUCGUAUCUAAUAUUUAUUCACCAAAGGCUGUACUUUACGCAAAGGAAUGGCUCUU